Molecule: messenger RNA, 1395 nt
Organism: Panicum hallii
Lineage: Eukaryota; Viridiplantae; Streptophyta; Magnoliopsida; Poales; Poaceae
Product: 1-Cys peroxiredoxin PER1
Exons: 2
Coding region: 479-1144 (221 amino acids)
Biological process (GO): cellular oxidant detoxification; cell redox homeostasis
Cellular component (GO): cytosol; mitochondrion
Molecular function (GO): peroxiredoxin activity
Source: RefSeq, a predicted model, not a curated record
GUGCGAGUAGGCUGCUCUCACUUGCACAAAGAAUACCUCUGGCUAGCUAGCCCAUUUCCAUGUCAGUGGAAAGAAUUGGGCCGGGAAACUAGUUAAGCCCAUUCUCUUGUGCUGAAUGCAGCACGGCCCACUCUAGAACAAACCAAAUGCUGCUGCAGCGCCACUGGAGUACUGGACACUGCCACACGGGUUCUGAAGUCUGACGGCCAGACCAGUUAGGCGGCAGGUCAAACGCACCGAGCGCAGGAGCCCGAGGCAGCUGCCACGAGGACGGGUACGCGGCGCCCAUGCACCGCGCCGGGUGCCACUUCUCCACGCAGUCCGUCACCGACCUCGGCUACAUAUGCUGCGCCCAGUGCCUCUCCCGUCUCAAGCAAGGCCUCGCACCUUUGCCAGCAGCGCCCGCCCGCUUGUAACACCAGCAAGUAGCUAGUCGGUACUCGGUAGCUCGCUGCCCCGCAGCUCGACGCACGCCACCAUGCCGGGGCUCACCAUCGGCGACACCAUCCCCAACCUGGAGCUGGACUCCACCCAGGGCCGCAUCCGCAUCCACGACUUCGUCGGCGACGGCUACGCCAUCAUCUUCUCCCACCCCGCUGACUUCACGCCGGUGUGCACGACGGAGAUGGCGGCGAUGGCGGGGUACGCCGAGGAGUUCAAGAAGCGCGGCGUGAAGCUGCUGGGCAUCUCCUGCGACGACGUGGCGUCCCACAAGGAGUGGAUCAAGGACAUCGAGGCCUUCAAGCCGGGGUCCAAGCUGACGUACCCGAUCAUGGCGGACCCGGAUCGCAAUGCCAUCAGGGAGCUCAACAUGGUGGACCCGGACGAGAAGGACGCGCGCGGGGUGAGCCUGCCCUCCCGCACGCUGCACAUCGUCGGCCCCGACAAGACGGUGAAGCUGAGCUUCCUGUACCCGGCGUGCACGGGGCGGAACAUGGACGAGGUGCUCCGCGCCGUGGACUCGCUGCUGACGGCCGCCAGGCACAAGGGGAAGGUGGCUACCCCGGCCAACUGGAAGCCCGGGGACCGCGCCGUCAUCGGGCCCAGCGUCUCCGACGAGGAGGCCAGGAAGCUGUUCCCGGACGGCUUCGAGACCGCCGACCUGCCAUCCAAGAAGGGCUACCUCCGCUUCGCCAAGGUCUAGACGACCCGUCGCCGGCGGCGUGGCGUGAUGGCGUCUUCUGUGUGAUCUGGUGGUGUCUGUGAACUACUAGUAGUGUUGUGUCAUGGCUCUGUACGUAUGUGUGCCGUGACGUCACCGCCGAGCAGUGGUACGGUGGUGUCAGUAGUAGUGGUAUGUACCUGGACCUGGACGGACUUGGCUGAAAUGUAACGUGUCGUGCCUGUGUACACAUCUGUACGUGUUCGCCCGGCAGUAACCGUACGUGUUUCGAU